AUGACUAUUAACAUGACGUCCACCGAAAAAGACUCGGAGAAAAAUGAACAACAGACUGACACAGAUCCCAAAACAGAAACUGCGGAAGAUGAGAAAGCAGCCCUCGAUGAAUACACAACUAACCUAGAAUCGAGAGUAAAACAAAAGACAGAACUUAGAAACCAAAAUUUGAACUGUGUCCGACCCCCGGAUAACUAUUUCUCGAAAUUGGAUUCUGGUCUAAAGAAAAAUACAACAUUUGUGAAGAAGUUGAAGUCAUUUAGUGCAACACAAAUUGAUGCACUUUUAAAAGAUUUCAAUACACUAAAUCUCACAAAAUACAUAUCCGAAGUGGCUGCAGCUAUUGCGGAAGCUAAGCUGAAAAUGUCUGACAUUGCAGCUGCUAUAAACUUGUGCUCGGCAUUGCAUCGCACUUAUGCAGAUUUUUCAUCCAAUUUCUUUGAAAAUUGGCAGAAAAUUCUAACUUUCAAAGCUACUGAUAAAAUAACUAACUCAUCCAAAUUGCGUGUGGAUAUCCGGUUUUAUGCAGAACUGGUAGCUGUUGGAAUAUUUACAAAUAAGAUGGGCCUUCCAUUAUUAGGCAAUGUUCUUACUGUUCUGAUAAAUAUGGAUAAGGAGGAGCACAACAAUAUACCAAUAUUAUUGUCAUUCUGUAAACAUUGUGGGGAGGAUUAUGCUGGUUUAGUACCAAAGAAAAUCAGAGAAGCCGCAGAAAAAUAUAAUGUGACUAUUCCUAGAAAUCCAUUUUUGCCUGCUGAAAAACAAACAGCUGUCAGAACCCUUUUGAAGGAUUACUUUCUAUCACUUACUAAACAUUUACUAGCUGAGAGGACACAACUGCAGGCUUUGCAUGCAGCCAAUCAGAGGACACUUCAUACCAGAGGGGAGUUGUCACAAGAGAGAAAGGAUCAGCUGGAGCAGCAUCAGGCUACCUAUGACAAACUACUAGCAGGUGCUCAAAGCUUUGCUGAAGUGUUAGGUGAAGAAUUAGGUGAAGCUGGAGAACCUCCCACAUUGACCCUCACAGUGACUGAGACACAAGGGACUGUGACUAUUGGUGGUAAUGAAGAGUUCACCAUGCAAGCUGGUACUGAUCCAUGGCAAGAUGAAGACACCAGGACAUUUUAUACUAGCUUACCAGAUUUAAAAGUCUUCAUGCCAAACUAUCAAGUGAAGGAGACAGUAAAGAGUAAGCCUGAAACAGUAACAGAAGAAAUGUUAGAUGAAGAUCUGAAGGAAGAUGAACUGAGUGACAGCGAGGGACCUCUUCCAGUACCUGACAUGGAGCAAGAAGAGGCACAGCCAUCCAAUGUCUCCAACAAGUAUGCCCUGGAUGCUUUUUUGAAUGAACUACCUAACUGUAUUAACAGAGAGUUGAUUGACAAUGCUGCAGUAGAUUUUGUUCUGAAUCUCAAUACUAAGAACAACAGAAAGAAACUGACAAGGGUACUUUUCAGUGUUGCCAGAACUAGAUUAGAUCUAUUACCCUUUUACUCAAGGUUUGCUGCUAUCCUCUACCCAGUUCUGCCAGAUGUAUGUGUAGAUUUGUGUCAGAUGUUGAAACAAGACUUUAAGUAUCAUGUUAGGAAAAAAGAUCAGAUCAAUAUUGAAUCAAAGAUCAAAGUAGUAAGGUUCAUUGGCGAGUUGGUUAAGUUUAGUCUAUAUUCGAAAAUGGAAGCACUCUAUUGUCUGAAAGUCCUGUUGCAUGACUUUAAACACCAUCAUAUAGAAAUGGCGUGCAAUCUCCUUGAGACGUGUGGUAGGUUUUUGUACUGUAAUCCAGACACUCAUCAAAGAACCAUGAUCUAUUUGCAACAAAUGAUGAGAAAAAAGACUGUAUCAGCUUUAGACUCACGUUAUGUGACGCAAAUAGAAAAUGCAUUUUAUUAUGUGUGUCCACCUGAAGCUCCAGCUCAGCCAAAAGAAGAAGAACCUCCUAUGCAUCAGUUUAUAAGGAAAGUACUCCAUGAAGACUUGCAAAAAAGCAAUGAAGAAAAGAUACUGAGAUUGAUGCGUAAACUGAAUUGGGAUGAUCCAGAUACUGCAGCCAUUGCUAUACAGCACUUGGCAGGGGGCUGGAGAGUAAGAGCAAGUGCCAGGCGGGCUUUGGCAAGACUGACAGCAGAACUAGCUGCGUGGCAAGAGGCAGUGGCCCCAGCUGUAGUAGAUACUAUUCUGGAAGAGAUCAGAGUUACUAUGGAAGAUCCUCACCCAAGAUAUAAUCAGAGGAGAAUUGCUACAGUCAGAUAUCUGGGAGAAUUGUACAACUACAAGCUAUUAGAUUCACGAGAUGUUUUUACAGUCUUGUAUUCUUUUAUAACUUUUGGAGUAACAAAUGAUCACAACAAUGUCUCUCCCCUUGACCUUCCUGAAAAUGUGUUCAGAAUUAGGCUAGUCUGUGCCCUUCUCGAGACUUGUGGCGCGUAUUUUAACAGUGGUUCUAGCAAAAAGCGUCUGGAUUACUUCUUAACUUUCUUCCAAAAUUAUUAUUGGUUUAAACAAUCUGAUCCUCACUGGACUGAUGACAACAUGUUUCCUAUUUAUGUUAGGUAUAUAUACCAGGAAUGUUUGACGACAUUAAGACCUAAGCUGACACUGUUUACUAGUUGGCAAGAAUGUAAAGAUGCAAUAGAAGAAUUACGUCAAACAUUGUACCCAGAACUAGGGGAAGAAGAUAAUGAUGCAGAUGACCAGGGUGAUGACAGUGUUAAUGAGGGCUUGGACACCAUAAUUGAGACUGAUGAUGAAACAGACAAUCCUCAAUUACCAGAAGAGAGUUCUGAUGAGGAGCCUAUAACUGAGAACACUGGAAAUGACGAUAAUGAACUACAGCAAAAUGAUGAUAUUACAAUCGAACCUAGAAGACCAGCUCCAAAACCUGUGGAAGAUGUUGAAUUUGAAUCUGCUUUCGAGAAAAUGGUAAUGGAGAACAUAGCUGAACGACAGCGCGAGACUCGGCCACAACAGCGAGACAUCGCUGUCCCAAUGACUUGUCGUCAAACCACCAAAAAAACUUACGAACAGCUUUUGCAAGGCAAAGAAGGCGUUGAAUUCGUCUUGAUGGUACGGAAGGGUACUAAGCCACAAUACAAGUCAUUUAAUGCACCUCCAGAACUGGCCAGCAACCUACAGCAACAAGCUCUAGCUGAUAAACAAGAAAUGGAGAGAAUGAAACUUCUGACCUUAAACAUAUCAGAAAGGCAAGAAGAAGAGGAAUACAGCGCAGAAAGUGGAGGCGGGUCAGGAGGCAGCGGUAACCCCAAUAGAGGGCAACAUGUUCGACAGAAAUACCAGCAUCCCAAAGGCGCGCCCGAUGCUGACUUAAUUUUUGGACCUAAAAAAUUUAAAUAG
Spodoptera littoralis (African cotton leafworm) is the source of this 3351-nucleotide messenger RNA. The record is from the annotation of a GenBank genome assembly. NCBI's taxonomy places the organism in Eukaryota, Metazoa, Arthropoda, Insecta, Lepidoptera, Noctuidae.